Condylostylus longicornis is the source of this 2151-nucleotide messenger RNA. RefSeq names its product T-complex protein 1 subunit eta (gene CCT7). The record is from RefSeq and is a predicted model, not a curated record. Gene Ontology annotation, cellular component: chaperonin-containing T-complex. Gene Ontology annotation, molecular function: ATP hydrolysis activity; ATP binding; ATP-dependent protein folding chaperone. Bases 120 to 1763 code for a protein of 547 amino acids. NCBI's taxonomy places the organism in Eukaryota, Metazoa, Arthropoda, Insecta, Diptera, Dolichopodidae. Gene Ontology annotation, biological process: protein folding. The transcript has 5 exons.
CAAAUUUUAUUCAUCUCGUCCUCGUGAAAAUUAAAAUUUUCCAAAAAAGUAAACUUCUGUGUCUUAUUUAAUAUAUUAUUAAAUUAAAAUAAUUUUUUAUAGAAAAACAUCAAUAAAAAAUGCAACCUCAAAUAGUAUUAUUAAAAGAAGGCACUGAUGUUUCUCAAGGAACUCCACAAUUAUUGUCUAAUAUUACAGCAUGUCAAGCUGUAGUUGAUGCUGUUCGCACAACUUUAGGUCCUCGUGGUAUGGACAAAUUAAUUGUUGAUGGUCAUGGUAAAGCCACUAUUUCAAAUGAUGGAGCAACUAUUCUAAAAUUAUUAGAUAUUGUUCAUCCUGCUGCAAAAACAUUAGUAGACAUUGCAAGAUCACAAGAUGCAGAAGUUGGAGAUGGUACAACUUCCGUAGUUUUAUUAGCUGGGGAAUUUUUGAAGCAAGUUAAACCAUUUAUUGAAGAAGGAGUUCAUCCAAGAAUUGUUAUUAAAGCAAUUCGAAAAUCAUUAACAUUGUGUAUACAAGAAAUUAAUCAACUUAAGAAAACAUCAAUUAAUCAGCUUAAUAAACUAGAUAAAGAUCCAAAUCAACGUAAUUUAUUGGAAAAAUGUGCAGCAACAGCUAUGAAUUCAAAAUUGAUUCAUCAACAAAAAGAUUUCUUUUCAAAAAUGGUUGUUGAGGCUGUUCUUUCAUUAGAUGAUUUACUACCACUUAAUAUGAUCGGUAUCAAAAAAGUAAGUGGUGGUGCAUUAGAAGAUUCAAUUCUUGUAUCGGGAGUAGCAUUCAAAAAAACAUUUUCUUAUGCUGGUUUUGAAAUGGCACCUAAAAGCUAUAAAAAUUGUAAAAUUGCUUUACUCAAUAUUGAAUUAGAAUUAAAAGCUGAAAGAGAUAAUGCAGAAAUUCGCGUUGAUAAUGUUAAAGAAUAUCAAAAAGUUGUUGAUGCCGAAUGGAAAAUUUUAUAUGAUAAAUUACAAAAAAUUCAUGAAUCUGGAGCAAAUGUUGUUUUAUCAAAAUUACCAAUUGGUGAUGUUGCUACACAAUAUUUUGCUGAUCGUAAUAUGUUUUGUGCUGGUCGGGUACCAGAAGAAGAUAUGAAACGUACAAUGAAAGCGUGUGGCGGUGCGGUAAUAACAACAGUACAUGGUAUUAAUGAAAGUGUCCUUGGAAAUAGUGAAAUAUUUGAAGAGAAACAAAUUGGUGGAGAACGUUUUAAUAUAUUCCAAGGUUGCCCAAAUGCUAGAACAUGUACAAUUGUUUUACGUGGUGGUGCCGAACAAUUUUUAGAAGAAACUGAACGUUCUCUUCAUGAUGCAAUUAUGAUUGUAAGAAGAACUAUUAAAAAUGAUGCAGUUGUUGCUGGUGGUGGUGCUAUUGAAAUGGAAUUAUCAAAAAUGUUACGUGACUAUUCUCGUACAAUUGCUGGUAAAGAACAACUUUUAAUAGGUGCUAUUGCAAAAGCCCUAGAAGUUAUACCAAGACAAUUGUGUGAUAAUGCUGGUUUUGAUGCUACAAAUAUUUUGAACAAAUUAAGACAAAAACAUGCUCAAGGCGAACGCUGGUAUGGUGUUGAUAUUAUGAAAGAGAAUAUUUCAGAUAAUUUUAAAGCAUGUGUUUGGGAACCAGCUGUUAUUAAAAUAAAUGCAUUAACAGCAGCAUGUGAAGCUGCAUGUAUGAUUUUAUCAGUUGAUGAAACAAUUAAAAGUCCAAAAUCACAAGCUGAUGGACCACCAGGUGGUGCAAUGGGCAGAGGAAUGGGAAGACCACGUUAAAAUAAAAGAAAUAAUACUUAAAAAAAACAACAACAAGAACAUUUUUAUAUAAAAUUAAAAAUUUAUUAUUUUUGGAAAAAAAAAUUUCUUGUAAAAGUUUGCAUUUUCUUUUUUUGUUUGUGUAAGAAAAAAUUAUUUUGGAAUUUUGGAAGUCAUUCUAAAUUUUGUUUUUUUUUUUUUAAAAAAAAGAAAAUUCCAAUUUAAUUUUUAAAAUUUCGUCUACAAUAAUUCAAACUAUUUAAUAACAAAAAAGAAAUUUUUCUUAACAAUAUUAAAAUUAGAAUUAUUUUAAAUAAGUUUUUCUCUACUUUAGUCUUUUUCACUUUAAUUAAUAAUUGAAUUCACAUAAUCUUACGGAACCGCUUUUCAUCAAUUAAUUGUCAUAAAA